This is a messenger RNA of Kluyveromyces marxianus DMKU3-1042, 693 nucleotides long. RefSeq names its product ESCRT-III subunit protein VPS24 (gene VPS24). Gene Ontology annotation, cellular component: ESCRT III complex; multivesicular body. The record is from RefSeq and is a predicted model, not a curated record. The transcript has a single exon. Gene Ontology annotation, biological process: protein transport; endosome transport via multivesicular body sorting pathway; late endosome to vacuole transport. NCBI's taxonomy places the organism in Eukaryota, Fungi, Ascomycota, Saccharomycetes, Saccharomycetales, Saccharomycetaceae. The coding region runs from base 1 to 693 and encodes 230 amino acids.
AUGAAUUACAUUAAGACCACUCUAUGGGGACCUGACCCGAAAGAGCAGCAUCGUAAGCUAAAGUCUAUCCUUAGGAAGAACGACAGGCAGCUUAACAAAUCCUUAAAUGAACUUUCCUCUUUGAAGUCCAAGACGCAGAAUCUUAUCAAGCAGGCAGCUAAGAAGAAUGACAUCAAGACCGUACGUUUGUAUGCAAAGGAGCUUUACCACGUGAACAAGCAAUAUGAUAGAAUGUACACUUCCAAGGCGCAGUUACAAUCAGUUGGCAUGAAGAUCGAAGAAAGUUUCCAAAUGAACAAGUUACAAGACAAGAUGGCACAGAGUGCUGUUUUGAUGAGGGAGGUAAACUCAUUGGUACAACUCCCACAAUUACGUGCUACCAUGAUGGAUUUGGAGAAAGAAUUGGUGAAAUCUGGUAUUAUCACUGAAAUGAUGGACGACACUAUGGAGCCAUAUGAGGAUGUGGAAGAAGAAGAGGAGGUGAACGAACAAGUGGAACAGAUAGUAGCACAGUACACCAGUGAGAAAUUGGAUAAGGUUGAAGAUGCUCCAAAUGUUGUCCUAUCUGCUCCAGAACCGGAACAAGAGAUAUCUACUGAGAACCAAGAAGUUGUACCGGAGUCUAAGAUAGAUAGCGAAGCUGAUGAUAUGAUUAAAGCAAUGAAGGAAAGGUUGAAUGCCUUGCAAGGAUAA